Molecule: messenger RNA, 858 nt
Organism: Puntigrus tetrazona (Sumatra barb)
Lineage: Eukaryota; Metazoa; Chordata; Actinopteri; Cypriniformes; Cyprinidae
Product: cadherin-like protein 26
Exons: 8
Coding region: 1-858 (285 amino acids)
Biological process (GO): adherens junction organization; calcium-dependent cell-cell adhesion; homophilic cell-cell adhesion
Cellular component (GO): catenin complex; adherens junction; plasma membrane
Molecular function (GO): cadherin binding; calcium ion binding
Source: RefSeq, a predicted model, not a curated record
AUGCACAGCGGGAAGAUACGACAGAAGCGUGCAUGGAUCAUUGAUUCGUUUACUAUCGAGGAAGAAUACACUGGUUCGUUACCAUAUAAAAUAGGCAAGGUUGAACUUGACAGGUCUUAUUUAGUAAAUUACAUAUUACACGGUCAAGGUGUGGAUCAAGAUCCAAUGAAUAUUCUCAGCAUUGACAAAUCAGGUUUUGUUUUAGUACAUGGAAGGCUGGACUAUGAAACCGGCCCUAAAAUCCUCCAUUCGACAUUUGAAGCAAGAAAUGAAUCCAAUAAUGAGCUGGAUACAAAACUUGGGCUUGAGAUCAAAAUACUGGACAUAAAUGACAACGCACCUACAUUUCAAAAGUCAAUCUAUGAAGUGACUGUGGACGAGUCACAUGAUCAAGGUAAAGAACUACUGACUGUACUGGCGUCUGAUCAGGAUGAUUCAAGUACAGACAACGGAACAUUUGUUUUCACAAUCAAGUCUGUCACACCAAAGACAGAUAAUGUUGAAUUUUAUAUUCAGCAGCAAAAAGAAUCUGGGACAAUUUAUUUUAAGGGUUGCUUGGACUAUGAGAAAGCUCAGAAAUAUACCAUCCUUCUUGAAAACAACAUCAAACGCACAGUUUUGGUCCAGGUUUAUCGGAAACUGCGUGGUGUCUGUGGCAUGCCUUUGAAGCGAGGCCUGUGUCUGUGGGACGCUGUAGGCAAAGACGAGGUAUUCAAGGUGUCCUCGUCCUCCUUUUCCACAUCACCCGCGGCACACAUUUUGCAGGGAGGCUCUGCUUGUCAUGUUGCGCGCUUAAAUUGGGAUGAAAGCAGCUCCAUCAGCAGCGGUUUGAGCGACGGUUCAGACAACCUCANCUGA